AUGGGAGCAUGGGCUAUGGUGUGUGGAGUCUCACUGAUUUGGGUGCUGGACCUAGGUCAUCAGAGCCUGGUUGAGGAGCCUAGCUGUGGCCCUGGCAGCUUCCAGCGUGGGACUGGCAACAACACACGGUGUUGCAAUCGGUGUGCUCCAGGUAAGGAGACCUGUCCUGAAGGAGAUUGUAUAUGUGUCAUGCCGGAGUACCACUGUGAAGACCCUCAGUGCAAGACCUGUAAGCACUACCCCUGCCAACCAGGCCAGAAGGUGCAGCCUCAUGGGAAUAUUAAGUUUGGCUUCGAGUGUGUUGACUGUGCCAUGGGCACCUUCUCCGCAGGCCGUGAGGGCCGCUGCAGACCUUGGGCCGACUGUACCCAGUUUGGAUUUCUCACCAUAUUCCCUGGGAACAAGACUCACAAUGCUGUGUGCAUUCCGGAACCACUGCCCACUGAACGACAUGGUCAUUUGGCUGUCAUCCUUCUGGCCACGACUGUUUGCAUUCUCUUCUUAAUCAUAGUCCAGCUCUGCUUGCACAUAUGGCAGCUGAGGAGGCAGCACAUAUAUCUCCGAGAGACGCAGCCACUCUUGGAGGUGCAGUUUCCACCAGCUGAGGAUGCUUGCAGCUUUCAGUUCCCCGAGGAGGAGCGUGGGGAGCAAACGGAGGAAAAGAAUCGUCUGGGAGACCGGUGGCCAUGAGGGCUCU
Messenger RNA from Microtus ochrogaster (prairie vole), 697 nucleotides. RefSeq names its product TNF receptor superfamily member 18 (gene Tnfrsf18). Bases 1 to 690 code for a protein of 229 amino acids. The transcript has 5 exons. Gene Ontology annotation, molecular function: tumor necrosis factor receptor activity. The record is from RefSeq and is a predicted model, not a curated record. NCBI's taxonomy places the organism in Eukaryota, Metazoa, Chordata, Mammalia, Rodentia, Cricetidae. Gene Ontology annotation, cellular component: external side of plasma membrane; plasma membrane. Gene Ontology annotation, biological process: negative regulation of apoptotic process; positive regulation of cell adhesion.